AUCUCCCAUUGCUACGUGUGUGAUCACGAAUUGGUGCGUGAAUACAUCACACACACGCUUGCAAUCGUAUAGCGCGUGCCUACCAAUCCUCUCGGAACUGUAAACCAUGAGCAUCCCGGCGGAGCGUACCUUCUUCUUGGUGCUGCUGCUGCUCGUGUUGGCAGCCGUUCAAUCAGCAGCGCAGCAAGGAAAAAGAUACAGCGUCAUGGAUUUCCAUGCUGCUGGGGAUGGCAGCACAGAUGAUGCAAAGGCGUUCGCGGCGACAUGGAACGCAACUUGCGGCGACAGCUGCAGUCCGACCAUGGUCAUCCCUGGAGGAAAGACGUUCUUGCUAAGCCAGAUCAUGUUGGAUGGACCCUGCAAGUCUCCUGUCAGCGUGGAGCUGGACGGGAAGAUCGUGGCGCCAAACUCCAUCUGGACGACGGCAGCAGCGAACCUCCUUACCUUCUACAGCGUAAACAACCUCACGGUGAACGGGAGCGGCCAGAUGGACGGUAACGGCGACAUCUGGUGGACUUGCUUCAACCAAAAGAAAUGCCAUGUCCGGCCAAUUUUGCUGGCAUUCGCAAGCUGCAACAACCUAUCCGUGAAGAACAUACACCUGAAGGACAGCCCCGACAAGCACAUGACCUUGUUCCGGUGCAGCCAGGUGCAGGUGAACAACGUGUCCGUCAGGGCGCCCGGCGACAGCCCUAACACGGACGGGAUCAACAUGGCCUUAUCCGACCACGUUUAUAUCUCGAAUUGCUCUAUCCAAACCGGAGAUGAUUGCGUGUCGAUCCUAUCUGGCACCAGUGAUGUUAUUGUCACUAACAGCACGUGUGGGCCUGGUCAUGGCAUCAGCGUGGGAAGCCUUGGAGGUGAUGGUACGACAUCACUUGUGGAAAGGAUUACAGUAUCCAACUGCAGCUUCUCCAAAACGUUGACUGGUGUGAGGAUCAAAUCGUGGCAGGGAGGCAAUGGCAAAGCAAAUGGGUUUGUUUUCGAGAACCUCAACAUGACUGAUGUCCAAUUUCCUAUUGACAUUGACCAGUUUUAUUGUCCCCGGGGAAAUUGUCCGCCACAGAAUAGCGCUGUGGCCAUAUCCGACGCCAAGUUCAUCAACAUCCAGGGGACAUCCUCCAACCCCGAAGCCAUCCAGAUUAUGUGCAGCCAGAGCGUGCAGUGCCGCGGCAUCUAUCUCGACAACGUUAACCUGACCUCCUCUAGUCGUACCGCCCAAACACGAGCCACUAUUUCAAAUGCCUACGGAACCGUUGGGGGCAUGGUGAAACCACAUGUACAGUUCCUGGGCGCUUGAUAAAGAGUACUCUCCGCUGCUUAACACACACAAUACGUCUAGAUAGGCAGACGAAGGAGCAGCACAAUGCUACUGUAGGUAGAUGAGUGCCAUGUAAGGAGUAGAGUACCCGCUAAAAUUAGAUGGAUUCUUCUAUAUUGAUGCUUGGUGCUAUCUCAUAUACAUAUUCUCGUGUCUAAAAGUUCUUACUGUAUGGUCAUAUAACAUGAUGCAAAGCAUCGAGGUGUCGGGGCAGAAAUUCAGAGUAUCUCAUUUAUUUUAA
Messenger RNA from Lolium perenne, 1562 nucleotides. Its product is annotated as probable polygalacturonase At1g80170. The record is from RefSeq and is a predicted model, not a curated record. Lineage: Eukaryota; Viridiplantae; Streptophyta; Magnoliopsida; Poales; Poaceae. Gene Ontology annotation, biological process: carbohydrate metabolic process. Gene Ontology annotation, molecular function: polygalacturonase activity.